AUGGCUGGAAUUCCAAAUUCGGAUGCUGUAGUCCAGCAUCUAGACCUUUCUUAUGGCCCCCUACCAGGAUUAGCAUGGUCAUACCAAGAGAAUCCUCUCAUUGCACAGAUAGCUGGGGUACCAGAGCAUGGAGAAAUCCAGACUGGAUAG
Prunus armeniaca (apricot) is the source of this 150-nucleotide messenger RNA. The record is from the annotation of a GenBank genome assembly. Lineage: Eukaryota; Viridiplantae; Streptophyta; Magnoliopsida; Rosales; Rosaceae.